Molecule: messenger RNA, 1185 nt
Organism: Marasmius oreades (fairy-ring Marasmius)
Lineage: Eukaryota; Fungi; Basidiomycota; Agaricomycetes; Agaricales; Marasmiaceae
Exons: 6
Coding region: 32-1030 (332 amino acids)
Source: RefSeq, a predicted model, not a curated record
GCGAGCCCAACUCACCUCCCCACGAUCGCCAAUGAAGCUGAACUCAGACUUCCGUCGACCGCUACUUUUCUUGUCUGUUUUUCUUGGCGGUGUCAUAGCGCAGAGUUCAACCGCCAGCUCGCCGGCUUCAACGGCUUCUGCCACUGUAGCCCCUCAAGCUAUCUACAAUGGAGGGUACCAGGAUGCCACGGAAACCCUUCUUCGCAUCGCGAACGGCGGCGCCGGACAAUCCGGUAUGGUUGAAGCAUUCGCAAACGCGUUCAUCAAGUAUUCUGUUGGGAAAGGCUCCAAACCUUUCUCGGUCUCUUGGAUCUUAGGAGAUACGACACAGAGUCUUGGUUUCAUUGCAGCGAAGCAAGCAGAUAUUGCGCUCACUUACAGCGCCGCCGCCGAAAACCAGUCCAUAGCGAGUGGGGCGUCUGUCAAGAAAGAGCUUGCAUUCGUGGACCACUUCUAUCUCGUGGGCCCAAAAUCAAACCCGGCACAACUGAUGGAUAAUGACUCUGUAUCCGAUGUCAUGAACAAGAUCGUCAUGUCCGGAAACGCCGAUGUAGCGAAACCACCCAGCGACCGACCCGCCACUCGCUUUCUCAGUCGUUACGACAAGAGUGCGACAAACAUAAAGGAAUCUGAGCUCUUCAUCUCGAUCGGACAGGUGCCAUGGGCGUACACAUACUCAACUUGGUACCACCAAUACCCCCGUUUCCCUCUUCAAGCACUCGAGGCCGCCUCCGUCCUUUCCGAAUACACCCUCACCGACCGUGGUACAUGGCUCUCCUCCGCUGCGUCAGUCACCGAUAAGCUGGUUAUCUACCAGGGUGCCAAGAACAUCACGACGACGACCACUGAUGAUAAGGGGAACUCCGCCGUCCUGCUCAACCCAUGCACCGCUGUCCUUGCCGCCACAACCACCAAUAAGGAGAUUUCCGAUUCGUUCAUGGAUUGGCUCGUUAGCAAAGAUGGUGGACAACAAGUUGUGAAAGAUUUCCAAAAGAACGGUCAACAGUUGUACACUCCUGCUUCGUCAUAGACAGGGACUUUAGCAGAUAUUACCUAUUCGUUCCAAGAGCUCAUUUGGUUCUACAGACACAUAUUCCGUUGUGCCGCGUAUAUAACAAGCCGGUCAUAAUUUUUACGCAUAAAGAUACCUUGAAGUCGACCAUGUAGAGGUCAAUGAACGCCACU